AAGCCAUCUACUGUAGUGAGGCGUGUGUAGAGCGUUUGUAAAUCAACGGUGUGACUAUGUCUGAAACUGCGCCCGCUGUUGCAGUGACAGCAGCUGCUGCUGCAGCUCCUCUUCCAGCUUCAAAGGCUCCAGCUAAAAAACCGAAGAAGGCAGCAGGAGGACUCAAAGCUCGCAAGGCCGCGGGUCCCAGCGUGACCGAGCUGAUCACCAAGGCGGUGUCCGUUUCCAAGGAGCGCAAAGGGGUCUCGUUGGCCGCUCUUAAGAAGGUGUUGGCCGCCGGAGGGUACGAUGUGGAGAAGAACAACAGCCGCAUCAAGCUGGGGCUUAAGAGUCUGGUGAACAAGGGCAUCUUAGUUCAUACUAAGGGUGUCGGUGCCUCGGGCUCCUUUAAGCUCGGCAAAAAGUCGGGUGAGACCAAGGAAAAGGCGCCCAAGAAAAAGCCAGUGGCAAAGACUAAGAAACCCGCUGCCAAGAAACCCGCCAGCGCCGCCAAGAAACCCAAAAAGCCUGCGGCCGUGAAAAAGAGCCCGAAAAAAGCCAAGAAACCAGCUGCUGCAGCAGCCAAGAAAACGGUCAAGAGCCCGAAAAAGGUGAAACCUGCCGCCAAACCUAAAAAGGCAGUCAAGAGCCCGGCUAAGGCCAAAGCUGUGAAGCCGAAGGCGGCCAAGCCCAAGCCGACGAAACCCAAAACAGUGAAGGCUAAGAGGGGCGCGCCUAAGAAGAAGUGAAAUGGCGUGAGAUCUUUACCAUAAAAAAACCAACGGCUCUUUUAAGAGCCACCCAUCCCUUCCCAAAAAGAGCUGAAACUCCAGAUUCACUUAUGUCAUGGUGCCUUUUCAGUGAAAGGCAGAUAUUCCCAUUUCGCUUAGCCACAUGAGAAUCACAGUAAAGAAGAGGCAAAUAAAAUAUGUUUGUGCAUCAUUAAGAAGGAACAUGAAAGAGCCUCUGGAGAUAGUCUUUCCUUCUACUGUGUACCUUUCUUACUGUAAUUUUACCACUCCCGCUAGAAAUCAACCGGGGGGGGGGCGUAUUUCAAGUCUACGGGCAGGAGUUUGUUUAUGGAAAGAUAUUUACGAUCAUUACUCCUGUGUCAGCUUCAGUCUCUGUCGGAGGGGGAGGGAUAGAGAACAGGGUGUGAUAGGAAACGGCGAUUUAGAAACAAAAGUUCAUUUUCUGCCCUCUUUGAGAGUGGAUUUAAACCAGUUGAAGUUUAAAAAUCCCACUCUGUGCAAGGAUUGGCCAGUAACAACUAUUUUUUUCUUAAGGGGGAUUCAGUGUCAUAUAGACUCUCCUUCGCCCAUUCGAGGUGGGCGAUCUUGAGAAAACGACAAAUUAUCUCCCAGGGAUUUCUAUUUGGUUUCCAGUCAGAUUAAUCGGCUGUUUAUAUAUUGUUUCGUUCGCAACUGCAAAAAUAACCUGGAAAGGAAGAUGUGUGUAUAAUUUAUCAUUUUGUUAAUUUAAUACAACUCUCUCGUAAAUAUCCGAAUUCACUUUCUAAAGGGUGCUGUUAAUGAUUGUUGCGAAAGAACAGAAAGGGAUGGAUAAGUUAUUUUGCAUUAGCAUGUUUUCACUACACUCAGAGAAGGGACACAAGAAGCGAGACCUUUUCUUAAACCUCACUUUACUUCCUUAAUUUCCCUGGCCGGACAUCGUUGUGCUCUAACACACAACAACUUAAUAAAAAUACAGCGAAGAAAUGACACUCUGUGGCCUACGGUCCUACCACUUCUCUUUAGAGAGUUAAAUGAUUUACGAUAGGUUGAAAAGUUAUUGCCUGAACAGCCAAUGGUAAUGCGUAUCUAACUCUGACCAAUAGACAGGUAAAAUGUGCCGGAGGGGACGGCUCUUGAUUCUCAGGUCCAAUAAGAAAAGAGGAAAGGGAAACACCUAAUUUGCAUAAGGCUUCUAUAAAUAGAGGGGCGGCCGCCAUUAUUUCUAUACUGUUUGUCUGUAGACAUCCAGAGGUAGUAGUUUAGUGUUCGUCGAGUUCUUUAAGGCAGAGUAGUUUUUGUCAAGAUGCCGGAGCCAGCAAAAUCUGCUCCUGCUCCUAAAAAGGGAUCUAAAAAAGCUGUGACAAAGACUCAGAAGAAGGGCGAUAAGAAGCGUAGAAAGACUAGGAAGGAGAGUUAUUCUAUCUACGUCUACAAAGUGUUGAAGCAAGUUCACCCGGACACCGGUAUUUCCUCUAAGGCGAUGGGGAUCAUGAACUCUUUUGUAAAUGACAUCUUCGAGCGCAUUGCGGGGGAAGCGUCUCGCCUGGCUCAUUACAACAAGCGUUCAACCAUCACUUCACGGGAGAUCCAGACCGCUGUACGCCUGCUUCUGCCGGGGGAGCUGGCCAAACACGCCGUGUCUGAGGGCACCAAGGCCGUCACCAAGUACACCAGUUCCAAGUAAAUGGUUUGUUGUGAGACCACCUACACCUUUAACCCAAAGGCUCUUUUAAGAGCCAUCCACUUUAUCAUCCAAAGAGCUCUGAUAUCACUGAUUCCUGUUACUUGUGUUUUUCAAACUCUAACAAAACUUAUUUUAAAAAUAUUAAUGUGCUUUAGUAUCAAGUGACUUGUGAAAGUUAUUUUUUCAUUGCAUAUGCUCCCUAUAUCGUGGGGUGACUGAUUUCGCUCUAGUAAAUGUGGCAUUAAGUCAAUUUAAACUAUAUCAGGUUUCAGAAUGUUAAUGCAAAAUGUCGCUGUCUCUCGUUCUUCUUUUUUCUCCCGCUUCCAACCAAUAGUUCGGUGAGGUGUCACCCCCAAGAAAUAUAAAAUAUGGCUAAACGGUUUGUCCGGUAAAUAAAAAUUUGAAAUUUGAUCAGA
Chelonia mydas (Green sea turtle) is the source of this 2813-nucleotide messenger RNA. Its product is annotated as histone H1. Gene Ontology annotation, molecular function: DNA binding; structural constituent of chromatin. Lineage: Eukaryota; Metazoa; Chordata; Testudines; Cheloniidae. The transcript has a single exon. The record is from RefSeq and is a predicted model, not a curated record. The coding region runs from base 57 to 728 and encodes 223 amino acids. Gene Ontology annotation, cellular component: nucleosome. Gene Ontology annotation, biological process: nucleosome assembly.